Messenger RNA from Limulus polyphemus (Atlantic horseshoe crab), 3967 nucleotides. RefSeq names its product nuclear hormone receptor E75-like. The transcript is spliced from 8 exons. The record is from RefSeq and is a predicted model, not a curated record. Gene Ontology annotation, molecular function: nuclear receptor activity; zinc ion binding; RNA polymerase II cis-regulatory region sequence-specific DNA binding. Gene Ontology annotation, biological process: positive regulation of transcription by RNA polymerase II; cell differentiation; negative regulation of transcription by RNA polymerase II. The coding region runs from base 582 to 3287 and encodes 901 amino acids. NCBI's taxonomy places the organism in Eukaryota, Metazoa, Arthropoda, Merostomata, Xiphosura, Limulidae.
UGGCGUGUUCAAAGAUAAAGAUUAACAAACCUACUUUCAGCGAGCUUCCAUGAUAUUAUGAACAAAGACAGACUGUAUUUAACAGGGCUUUGCAAGUAUUUGUUAUCAAAGGUAACCUUGAAAUUGUGGUCGUUUAACAAGCGGCUUGUAAACAAUUGGUAAAGUGUCAUACACAUUUUAUAUAUGAUAAGGAGUACAAGAGGAUGUAAUACCAUUUACGAACUUGAAGUAUAUGUACAGAAAUGUCUGGAAGUUUCAGAUAAAGUCACAACCUUUGGACAACACGUAACUUGAAGUUCAACUGACUAUUUGUCGUCGUUGAUUCUGCUGUGAUUAGACAACAAUUGGGGUAACUUACGUCAGUUUUGCGUAAUAAAUUGUAUUAAAAAGUGAUUUUUGUUUUGUUUAACGUUUAAUCAAACUUAAAAAAACCUUCCUGGUUGGAUUCCUAAUCUCCGUCAGAAUUAGAAGACUUGCGUCUAAUCCCAUUGGGAUUUUUAAACUAUGGGACUGUAGCAGGCGUUUACUUUGCAUUUUGGUUUAGUGAAGAGAAAAUCACCAUAGUUACUGAUCAUUUCGUCAUGAUAAUCACAGAGAAAGAUCUUCAGAUGCUCAACUCUCUUCCAGCGCUAGAGCCGGAUUCAGGAAAGAAGGGAGGAAACGAACUGAAAAUAGAUUUUGAUGGCACUACUGUACUAUGUCGUGUAUGUGGAGAUAAAGCAAGCGGUUUCCAUUAUGGCGUUCACUCCUGUGAAGGGUGUAAGGGUUUUUUUCGGAGAAGCAUACAACAGAAGAUCCAGUACAGACCCUGCAGCAAAAACCAACAGUGCUCUAUCCUUCGGAUCAACCGGAAUCGGUGCCAGUACUGUCGGCUAAAGAAGUGCAUCGCUGUCGGCAUGUCCCGUGAUGCCGUUCGUUUCGGUCGUGUUCCUAAACGAGAGAAAGCCAAGAUUCUUGCUGCCAUGCAGAAAGUGAAUGCCAAUUCCCAGGAUAAGGCCUUGACUCGUUUGAGCUUGGAACUUGAGGACGAAAUUUGGUUGCUGAACACCAUCGUGUCGGCCCAUGAGGAUACAUGCGAGUUUACUCGAGAGAAAGUAGGUGUACUUGCAGAGCGGGCUAACCAGCAACCAGCCUUCGGCCAAUGUCCUCCACAGCUGGCUUGUCCACUUAAUCCUGGGCCAAACCCUCUGGACAGUGGUGGUAAUUCCCGUAUUAUGGAAGAUUUUUCUGAACGGUUUUCCCCAGCAAUCAGGGGUGUUGUGGAGUUUGCCAAGAGAAUUCCAGGAUUUAAUCUUCUAGCUCAAGAUGAUCAAGUAACCUUACUCAAGGCUGGUGUAUUUGAAGUUUUGCUUGUUCGUUUGGCUUGCAUGUUCGACGCCCAAAACAACUCUAUGAUUUGUCUUAAUGGUCAGUGUCUUCAGAGAGAUGCAAUUCAUUCCGCUAGCAACGCCCUCUUUUUGCUAGACUCCAUGUUUGACUUCGCUGAAAGACUAAACUCGCUUCAGCUGGCCGAUAGCGAAUUGGGAGUUUUCAGUGCUGUCGUGCUUAUUGCAGCGGAUAGACCAGGUCUUCGAAAUACUGAAUUGGUGCAGAAGGUACAUAAGAAGUUGACGGACGUUCUUCAAAAAGCAUUAGCUGCUCGACACCCAGAAAAUCCAUCUAUAUUUAAUGAAGUGAUGAAAAAAAUUCCUGAUUUACGUACCCUGAACACUCUUCAUUCAGAGAAGCUUCUGGCGUAUAAAAUGGAACCUAACAAUCAGACGUGCUCGGGAGCUUCACAGCCUACAAUAAGUGAGUCUUCAGUGUCUAACCACUGGCCUCAGUAUGCUGCCCUUUUAACACCGGGCAACCAGUUACUUGGAGAAACUGAACACGGAAACAUUUCACCAUCUCAAAACAUUGGAGGCAAUCCCGGAAGUGAAUGGGGAAAUUCUGACUACAAUAAGGAUCCUUUUGGAAGCCCUUGCUCAGAUGGUAGUGGUGCGAUGUUCCUUGAUGAUGGUAAGAGCCCUGUGAGGUCUUCAUCAUUUUCUAGCACUCGUAGUUAUGAUUUGGAAAGUAUUGGAUCAGUUGAACAUGGACAUAUUGCAGAAUUUCCACCAUUAAAGAAGCCGAGAGACCAUACUUUUGAUCAUGGUGCAAGUUCUGGAGAUGAAAGUUAUGUUCCCGACAGUCCAGUCAAAAUACCCUAUCCACAAGUUAGAAGAGCAGACUCUCCCAUAGAUUCUGGGAUAGAAAGUGGCAAGGAACAUGGCCAUGUGGCCACUCCAAACACUUCUGUUUGCUCUAGUCCACGAUCUCUCGAGGAGAAGGUGAAGGAAGUAUCGGAAUGUGAGGAAAAGCACGAUUCACGACAGGAUAUGCCUGUUUUAAAAAGAGCUCUGCAGGCUCCACCUUUGGUGAACACGAACCUGAUGAUGGAAGAUGUAUAUAAACACCAUAAAAAGUUCCGUGCUGCGCGUCGAGAAUCUGAAAGUCCCACCACCAGUCAAGUAUCUUCAGUUGGAGGAUGUACCCAGACUAACGUCUCACAUGCAAAUGCUCACAGUACACUUAUCAAAACAUUAGAGAGGCCACCCCGCUUUCUGAAUGAGCAACAGAUCAAGAGAACGGACUUGAUCCACAACAUCAUUAUGAGAACUGAGAGCAUUCCACCGACUUUGGCAGCUAUGGCUCCAGCUUCUGCUACCAGUUCCAUGCCUGUAAGUGCAACUCCCAGUGCAGCCAUGAGCACGACGGCUCACUCAAAUAUAAAAACAGCCAAUGGAAAGUUUUUCUACAAUGCUGAUGAUAUUGAAUCAACUGGUAUCUCCCAAACUUAUAUAUCUGGUGGUCCUGGUCAGCCGCCCCAUAAAAUCAUGGUCUAUCCAUCUAGUUAUUACAUUCCACCAAACACCAUGACAGUUGCAGGCUAUACAUCAGGCACUCCAGUCUCUUGGCCCUUCCUGGUUCCACAAAGUAGCGCUGCAACGGGCACGGUAGCUAGUGCUUCUUGCCAGAUGAGGGCUCCUUUUGUCUCCAACAGUUUUUCACAAGCGAUUGGUUCAGCUGCUUCAAGCCCUGGCUCUGCAAAAUUCCACUCUACUACAAGAGUGCUCUAUGAUACUUAUAAUCCUUUGACCAGCGUGUCUGCACCCCUAGUCAACUCCAGGUCUUCUCCUCUUGGUUUCUCCACAGCUGUGAUGACCCCAGCGCCCAGUCAGAAGCUAGACAUCCAGGCUGAUGUGUCAGAUGCUCCUUUGAAUUUGUCCAAAAAAUCUUCAACCGCCUUUCAGCUUGAAUCGUGAUGGCCAGUGUGUAAGUGAUAAGGCUGUGUUCAGACCAAAAGACUGUUACGUAGCCCCAGAGGUUGCAUAGUAUCUCAAUGGAAACUAUCCACGUGGUUGGUUUUGCAGCGCUUUUAAGCACCGUGUUAUGUGUGCAAAUGUUGUAUAGAGUAAAGUGUAAAUAAAUGAUGAUUUUGGUUGUACAUAAAUAUUAUAUAAAUUAUUUAAAGAAACGAAGCUAGACAAGUGACUUGAGAUGGGAACAAUUAACGGAUUGAACGGACAAGUUUUAUGUAUUAGUUAAUUCCAAAGCCCUUAUAAGAUAUAUAUAUUUAUGUGCUUCUCAAACCACGUAACGUGCCGUUCAUGCCAUCAAAGUUAAGGUAAAGGGAUCGCGCGAGUUAUAAUCAUAUGUUCUCAAUAUUGAAAUGUGUGUAAAUAUAGCGGAGUUAUUGUCUGGCUUCGUAAGCUUUAUUAACUUAAGGAUUGUAAAUUGAUUGAGUAUAAGCUUAUAUGUUUGUGCAAAGAGGAGGACUCCACAAGUAUGUCAGUAUUAUUGCUGUGUCCCAGUUUAAAAUUCCGCAUUCUCUUGUCUUUAAACAAGUUAGUUUAGAAUUUUGUCUUUCGUGUCAUCUCCGAUGUCAUAUACCCUUGUAAGUCACUUCACUUGUCAUUGAAAUAAAGUUUGUUUUUCUGAGGAA